UCACUCUUACACUCCUCCAUCACGCGUACAAAAGGAAGAAAAGUUUGUUGGUAGAAGUACUGGUUGAUUGCAAGCGGAAACACAAGCUCACAUCGCUGGAAGAAUUUAUUACCUAGAACAACUAAGAGGCAGUGGUGAAAUAUCAGGAGAGCACAGUGCAUUGUGGAACAGAGUGGACCACACAGACGACUGAGAACAGUGGUAUUUCUGAAACCCCAAGCCACUCAAAUAUUUAAAGAUGUGGAAGAAAUCAAAAAUUUCAGAUCCCACUGCCACAGGGCAGGGAGGAGCAGAUGAUCAAUCGUCUAAGAAAAAAGGUAUCAAGAGGAGAUCAAAGGUCCCGGGAGUUAUGAUAACACAGUAUAUGGAAGAAUUGCCAGAGGGAAAAACUACUCCUGACUUCACUCGAAAACCUAUUGCUUUAACCAUCCAGGAAGGUAAAUUAGCCAUCUUUAAAGCCAUUGUGAUUGGAGAGCCCAAACCUACUGUAUCAUGGAAGAGAGCUAAAGGAGAAAUGAAUGAUCCACAAAGGUUUCAGAACAAAUUUGAUCCUACAACUAAUGAACACACUUUAGAGAUGCCCAAAGUAACUGGUGAACAAGCUGACACCUACAAGUGCUAUGCUGUUAAUGAGUAUGGAAAGGCUGUUUGCACAGUCAUCCUAAAUGUUAUAGAAGUUGGAUUUAAAAAGAGCAAAGCAAUGCAGAAGCCAGAAGAGAUGAAGGACCCAGCCGAGUUCAGAAACAAGCUAAGGAGAAGUGCUGGCAAAAAGGUUGCUCCUAAAAAGGAGGGAGAAAUCGAUGAGAUGGUGUGGGAUCUGUUACUGUCUGCUGAAAAGAAAGACUAUGAGAGUAUUUGUGUUGAAUACAGCAUCAGAGAUUUUCGUGGCAUGCUAAAGAAACUGACUGAAAUGAAGAAGGCGAGAGAGCAAGAGCAGGCCGAGUUCAUACAGCACAUCAGUGAUCUGAAACCUAUUGAGGUGAAAUCAGAUGAUUUAGCUACUUUUGAGAUGGAACUGGAACUCAAAGACCCCAACAGUCGCAUUUUCCUCUAUAAGGAUGGUGUCAUGGUUCCAUUCAGUAAAGAAGCAGAAGGUGAGGCGAAGCAUUUCCUGAAGCAAGUCGGCAAAAAGUUUGUGUUUUCAGUGAAGAAUCUUAAUCCUGAGGAUGCUGGUAUCUACCAAGUUGAUGUUGAGGGAGUCAACGUCUUUUCAACUGAUUUUAAAAUCCCACCUGUGGAUUUUGUAGUGAAGAUUGAAGAGGUGAAGGCUGAAGAAAGACAGGAUGCUGUAUUUGAGUGUGUUACUUCUAUGCCUAUGAGCCAGAUUGUAUGGUCACUGAAAAAUAAUUCACUGUCCAACAGUAAUAAAUACGAAAUUACUGUUUCUGAGGACAAACUGAUUCACCGGUUGAGGAUCAUUGAUUGUAUGCCUUUGGAUGCUGGGAUUUAUACCGCAGUGGCAGGAAUCAAGUCUUGUGGUGCUUGGCUUGUUGUAGAGGCUGACAAAGAUUCUGCUGCACAAGGUAAAAAGAAAGCCCGCAAGUCCACGCAAGCAGGUGGCAGUGGAGCUGACCUGGCUAAAAUUGCUGCCGAGCAGCAGGAAAAACACAAGAAGGACAUGGCAGACGCCCUUGAUGCUGCUAAAAAAACUCAGGCUGAGCGGGACGCUGCGGCAGCCAAGGCUAAGGCUGAAGCCGAAGCCGCACUGGCAGCAGCGAAGGCUGCUGCUGCCGCUAAGGCCGCCGCUGCUGCACAAGCUGCCGAGGCUGCACGUGCAGAGGCUAAAGCUAAAGGCAUGUCCGAGAAGGACGCCAAGGCUCGAGCUGAUGCUGCGGCCGCUGCUGCAGCUGCGAAAGCCCAAGCCGAAGCUGAGGAGGAAGCCAGAAGGUUGGCUGAAACCAAGGCCAAAAGAGCGGGUCAGAGUGCAGAGGAGAUCGCGAGGGCUGGAGCAGCAGCUGCUUCUUCACUUGCUCAUGAUAUGGCUUCAGCUGGAGCAGGAGGGCUUGGAGCAGGUGGAGCUGGUGUUGGUGGAUCUGGAGGGGGUUUUGGUACUGCCGGGGCUGCGGGAAAGGCUGGUGCUGCAGGUUUUGGUGGUGGUGCAGGAGGUGCUGGUGGUGCAGGAGGUGCUGGUGCUGCAGGUUUUGGUGGUGGUGCAGGAGGUGCUGGUGCUGCAGGUUUUGGUAGUGGUGCAGGAGGUGCUGGUGGUGUAGGAGGUGCUGGUGCUGCAGGUUUUGGUGCUGGUGCUGGUGCAGGAGGUGCUGGUGCUGCAGGUUUUGGUAGUGGUGCAGGAGGUGCUGGUGGUGCAGGAGGUGCUGGUGCUGCAGGUUUUGGUGGUGGUGCAGGAGGUGCUGGUGGUGCAGGAGGUGCUGGUGCUUCAGGUUUUGGUAAUGGUGCAGGAGGUGCUGGUGGUGCAGGAGGUGCUGGUGCUGCAGGUUUUGGUAGUGGUGCAGGAGGUGCUGGUGGUGCAGGAGGUGCUGGUUAUGCAGGAGGUGCUGGUGGUGCAGGAGGUGCUGGUUUUGCAGGAGGUCCUGGUGGUGCAGAAGGUGCUGGUGGUCUAGGAGGUGCUGGUGGUGCAGGAGGUGCUGGUUCUGCAGGAGGUGCUGGUGGUCUAGGAGGUGCUGGUGGUGCUGAUGGAGCAGGAGGUUUAGGUAAAGCAGGAUCUGAUAACUUGUCUGGGGAAGGUGAUGAUGAUGGAGAUGCUGCUGGAGGUAAAGCUAAGAGGCAUGGACGAACUGGACCACUAGUGCCUGAUACUGUCAUAGGUGGAGGUAACCCACAUGGCAACCCUCAUGGUAAUCCACAUGGCAACUCAAAAGACAACCCUCAUGGUAAUCCACAUGGCAACUCAAAAGAUAACCCUCAUGGUAACCCCCAUGGAAACCCGAAUGGCAACCCAGAUGGUAACCCAGGCGGUAACCAAGAUGGAAAUCCAAGUGGUAAUCCAGGGGUUGACCAGCAGAGUAAUCUAUCUGGAGCUGGAGCAGAGGGCACCGAGGGGGCUCUGCCUGCUGAUGGGGCCACUCAGGGCACUUCAACUGAAGCUGGAAAGCAAUCAGGCCGCACAAGACAAGGACCUUUGCUUCCAGACACAGUUGUUGAUCCUGGCGUUCACUUCUCUGCUGGCCUGGAAGACUGCAAGGCUAUCGUAGGAGAGGCCGCUGAGCUGGUCUGCAAACUCAGCAGUGCAGACUGCAAGGGGGCCUGGUACAAAGAUGGAAAGGAGGUUUCUGAUUCGACUGACGGUAUGACGAUCAGCCAAGACGGUGCUGUUCAUAAACUAAAAAUCCACAAAGUAUCAGAAGAAUUUUCUGGAAAAUACAAAUUUGAAGCUGAUGGUCGUAAAACUGAAGCUGUGAUCAUUGUUGAAGAUCCACCAAGGCUUGGCAGCAAGGACCUGGAGAAAUUUUCCGAACCAACAGUGGUUAAAAUUAAUCACAGAGCUGAAUUUAAAAUACCAUUUGUCGGCCGUGAACCCACCAAAGUACAGUGGUACAAAGAUGGCGAGGAACUUUCACCGGAUGUAAACUGCAAGAUUGAGGUUUCUGAAGGGCAUAGCCGUCUGCUUCUCAACAAACUACAGCGCAGAGACACAGGGGAAAUUAAAAUCAAAAUAAAAAAUGAGUUUGGCACUACUGAAGCCAGUACUAAUCUAGUUGUGCUUGACAAGCCUACCCCACCCCUCGGACCUCUGGAGAUUGUUGAAGCCUCAUCAAACUGCAUCGAGAUCAAAUGGCGGUCACCAAAAGAUGACGGUGGCUGCCCAGUUAGUCAUUAUUUCCUUGAGCGUAAUCAAGUUGGACGUAACACCUGGAAGAAAAUUGGACAGAUCCCUGGUGAAGCCCAUUACAAAGACAAUGAUGUGGAUCAUGGUAAAAGGUACUGUUAUCGCAUCAGAGCUGAGACUUCAGAGGGUAUUAGUGAGUUAAUGGAGACUGAAGAUGUCCAAGCCGGCACUAGAGAAUAUUCUGGCCCACCAUCUGCUCCUAAAGUGGUCAAUGCCUUUAAAGACUGCAUUACUCUUUCUUGGACUCCACCUGCUAGCACUGGGGGAACAGGCAUUCUUGGCUACAACUUGGAGAAACGUAAGAAGGGCAGCAACCUGUGGAGCCUCGUUCACCCAGCAGAUGAACCGAUUAAAGGAAAGAAAUAUGCAUGCAAAGAUGUCAUUGAGGGCAUGGAGUAUGAGUUCCGUGUAUCAGCUGUGAACAUAUCUGGAGCUGGUGAACCGAGCACAGCAUCAGAGUUGGUGUUUGCUAGAGAUCCCAAAAAAUCACCUGGCAAAAUUAUUGAUGUUAAAGUGACAGAUUCCACAUAUACCAAUUUGUCCCUCUCCUGGACAACACCAAAAGUGAUCAAGGGAGAACAGGAUGAAGCUAAAGGAUAUUUUGUUGAAAUCAGACCUGCAGAAAGCACUGAAUGGGUUCGCUGCAACACCAAUGCUAUUAUCAUGACCACGUAUACUGUGAAGGGACUGAAGUCCAUGGCCAUGUACUGGGUGAGAGUCAUCGCUGUGAAUGAGGGUGGUCAGGGAGAACCUCAGGAGCUGAACAACUACAUUCUGGCUAUGCCACCCCCUGUGAGACCAAGAUUCACAGAUGUCAAGAUCAAGAGCUUCAUGAUUGUCAAAGCUGGAAAUUCAGCUCGAUUCAACAUUAACUUUGUGGCGUCUCCGUGGCCGGAGGUCACUUGGCUGAAGGAUGACAUUCCUAUCUCCAAACGUGCCACCAUUAGCAAUACUGAGGGGGGCUCUCAAAUCUUAAUCCCCUCAUCGGAGCGCUCUGACAGUGGAAUUUACACCAUUGUAGUCAAGAACGUUGUUGGCCAGGAGAGCUUCAGUGUUGAGAUCAGAGUCACAGAUGAGCCUAAGCCCCCUGGCCCUGUGGAACUGGAUGUUAAUGUCCCAGGUACUGUGACAGUCUCCUGGACGGCAUCACCAGAUGAAAAAAAAGAUGAUCGCUUGCACUACAUGGUGACCAAGAGGGACUCGGUUAAACAGACCUGGAACACAGUGGCUGACCACAUAUUUAACAACAAGUUUACAGUCUGCAACAUCAUGCCUGGGAGGGAGUACCAGUUCCGUGUCUAUGCCAAGAACGACAUGGGACAGUCUGCCCACUCUGAAUCUCCCAAGUGGCUCAUUACUGAGAAGAAAGAGAAGUUUAUGUUAAUCACACCCAAAUCAAAACCCUGCAAUCUGGAUGGUCCUCCUAAGUUCAUGGUACCCUUGAAAAUGCACACAGCACCACAAGGCUAUGAGUGCUACAUGAGCUGUGCUGUGAGAGGCAAUCCGACCCCUCACGUCACAUGGUACCGCAACAACAUCAGUAUCAACACAGACAUCAACUACUACAUCUCUAACACGUGUGGCGUGUGCUCCAUGCUCAUUCUGAGGGUGGAACCAAAGGACAUGGGAGAGUACAAAGUCAUUGCAGAGAAUCCAUUAGGUAGAGCAGAAUGCUCCACCAAGCUGAUGGUCAGAGAAUAAAGCCAUGUCUGGAUAAAAGCAGCACAGCUUACCUCUAUCAAGUCUUUAUUUUAUUUAUUUAGCUAAAAGUGCAGUUAUUUGCUGAAUUGUGCUUUAUUCAGACAAUUUAUUGACAUGUUGUGUAUGAUUUUACUUUGAAACUAGGUUACACUAUACCUGAGAUUUCAUCUCCAUGACUUUUGCUCUUUUGUGUUUACUUUUAUUUCUUUCUAAGACAUUUUCAGCACUUUGUUGUUUGCCUCUCAUCUAUGAUAGUUAAAUAUGUUUCCUAAAUGAUAAUGCAGUAUGUAAUUUUAUUAAAUUUAGACAAGAAGUUAAACUGCAGCAUUUAUAUUCCUAACCUGAGUGCAGUUUUCGUAAGAUGGUGAGAAUAUGAUGUGUGAGCAUGUGCAUAAUGUUUUGGAAUCAGUGUUGUUUUUCACUUUUUAUUAAAAUUCUAAUUUAGUUUUACAUAGUAUUUAACAAAUAGAACAUCUUUCUUUAUUAUUCUUAGUUUCAAUGUAAAUUUUAUUUUAUUUAAUGAAUGAAUUCAUGUAUUUAUUUAUUUAUUUUUUGGGGGGUUUCACUCAGAUGUGGGCAUGUAGUUAUUGGGUCUGUUGUGACUGAAACUGCUUGUGUGAUGUGCUGUAAUCAACAAGAUUACAUAAAAUAAAUAACUGUGGUAUCAUUAA
This is a messenger RNA of Trichomycterus rosablanca, 6156 nucleotides long. It is a transcript of the gene igfn1.1, whose product is annotated as immunoglobulin like and fibronectin type III domain containing 1, tandem duplicate 1. Bases 239 to 5485 code for a protein of 1748 amino acids. The record is from RefSeq and is a predicted model, not a curated record. NCBI's taxonomy places the organism in Eukaryota, Metazoa, Chordata, Actinopteri, Siluriformes, Trichomycteridae. The transcript is spliced from 26 exons. Gene Ontology annotation, molecular function: protein binding.